Symbiodinium sp. CCMP2592 is the source of this 798-nucleotide messenger RNA. NCBI's taxonomy places the organism in Eukaryota, Dinophyceae, Suessiales, Symbiodiniaceae. The record is from the annotation of a GenBank genome assembly.
AUGAAUGGGCCGCGACCACUGGUUCAGAAUCUUCUGGACCAUGGGGAACGCCGAUUCCUCGACCUCGACGUUGUCGAGGUGUUUGCUGGUGUCGGAGCUUCCUGCGAGCAUCUAGCUAUUUGCACAGAGGCCAUCCACCGAGGCUGGCACUUCUUUAUCUACGAAGGCUUCGACCUGGUGGCCUGUUGCUCAUCCUUUACCUUUCUCAACAUGUACACCUCCGGGCGAGAUGCUCUUCUUCCCGAAGGUUUGCAGUGCCGCCCCACGGUCCGUUUGGGAAACUUAUUGGCAAAGAGGAGCUUCCUGAUUAUGCGGUUGGCUCGGGCGAUGAAAAUUUUCACACUCCUCGAGCAGCCUGCGCACAACACGACGGGCGGAAUGGAGAACCUUUCUCGUUUCAGAGACAUGGAUGUUAGCUUUGACCGGGCAGUGAAUAUUGAAGCUAAGGUUGACAAGUUCCGCAUCCACAUGGACAGUGUAUGCUGGAUACCGCGGUAUGUCAACGGGCAUCGUGCAUCGGAUGCCAAUGAGUCGAGCACCUGGCCGAAUGUCUUCGCGGCUUCGGAUGAGGACUACGACCUCCAAGGACAGAUCUCUGUCCUCUUUUCGGAGCCGAUCGAUUGGCAGGAGGAUGUUUUCAGGCAGCAUUUGACCCAAGGUAGGACGGAAAUCCAAUCCCUGGAACAUAUGUUGUUCCUGGGCACAUCCACAAAAGUCAGCCCAGGCUUCGCUCUUGCAGAUCGUGCACUUCAUGCAAGCGAGCGGCGAGCUCCGGUUGCCCAAGGACUGGCCGAGUGA